UCUCUGAACAGAAAAGGUCUCGCAAUCACCAAAAUGUUGCCGAAAGCAAAAGAUUCAGAGUGAGGACUAGAAGAAGAUGAGGAAUGCAGCAUGAAUGCAGUUGGACACAACUUGAACCAUCAUGGCUCAAUGCUCUGGAAUCCUGGGAGUUAUAGUUUUACAAGUUGGCUGCCACUGCAAGAUCUCCCGCUGCAACUCAGCCUACCUGGCCGCCACAGAGAAUAUACAGGGUCCCAAGCGGAAUGCUUCUCUAUGUGAAGCUCUACGUUCCUACUCGGUCUGCACCCGGAGGACAGCCCGCACCUGCCGUGGCAACCUCGCCUACCACUCAGCCGUCUAUGGCAUUGAAGACCUCAUGAUUCAGAACAACUGCUCCAAGGAAGGUCCCACUUCGCCACCACGGCCCAUCCCACCGGGACCCAACCAGCCAGGCUUUGCCUCCCCAGACAUCUGCGACUACGAGAAGAGCUUUGCCCGUUUGCACGGGGAGACCCCAGCCUACCGGUAUUGUGCUACCUUUGGAGACCCCCACGUCCGGACCUUCAGUGAUGAAUUCCACACCUGCCGAGUGGAAGGCUCUUGGCCCCUCCUGGACAACCAUUAUCUCUUCGUCCAGGCAACCAGUUCUCCCAUUGUGGAAGGAUCGAAUGCCACUGGCAUUAGCCAGCUCACCAUCAUAUUUAAGAACAUGAAAGAGUGUGUGGAUGAGAAGAUCUACCAGGCUGAAGCAGGAGACCUUCCAGCCGCUUUCAUCGAUGGCUCUAUCAAUGGAGGGGAGAGGCCCGGAGGGAGCAGCUUGACCCUCCACGAACGCACGUCUGGGCGGCAUGUGGAGAUCCAUGCGGCGUACAUUGGCACCAUCAUCGCUGUGCGCCAGGUAGCCAGGCACCUCUCCUUCUCCAUCCGAGCAGCUGAGCAGGUGGCCCUCUCUUUCACAGAUGAACAAGACUUGCAGCUCUGCGUUUUCGGGUGCCCUUCGAACCAGCGUGUCUCCCGGAGCUCCUGCUGUCCUCAAAAGGGCGACAUGACCCGAGAGGUGGCCCGCCGGCUCUGCGAAGAGAAGCUGGAAGUAGUAGAUGAUGUCUACUUCCAGUCGUGUGUCUUUGAUGUGAUGGUGUCCGGUGAUGCCAACUUGACUCAGGCAGCAUACAGCGCAUUGGAAGAUGCUAAAGCCUUCCAUCCAGAUCCCACGAAUAUCCACAUUUUCCAAACGGAUAAAGCCUUGCGUUCGUGCAGCUUGUCCUUUCUUUCCUUGCUAGUUGUUUUGGUGCUUGAACUGGGCCUUUAAAACUUUUAUGAGUCAAUGUGGCCAGUAAAUGUGGCUGGUUUUUCCAAAAGUGAUGAAACUCAGGAUCUUCUGUUGUUGUUGUUGUUGUUGUUGUUGUUGUUUUUACUAGGGCUACACUGCAAAAUUAUUGCUCAUUUGCACCUACCCAAAUUGUUUGAUGUUCUCUGAAUUCUACUGUCAACAUUCCUUGAUGGUUAUUUUGGAAGCAAUGCUAAAAACUCGCAGGAAAAGUAGAUUUUAGGAAAUCAGUUUCUCACCAACCAGUUUCACACCAGUACAUACAGAGCUUUAUCAUUGGUCAUGCAAACUACCCAUAGACUCAUAGAAUAAUAGAAUUUCAGGAUAGAGAAUCUCUCAACCUACUAUUUCAAAGGGUUGCUGUAGGUUUUUUUUGGGCUAUAUGGCCAUGUUCUAAAAGUAGGUUUGAGAGGCAGUGUGGGAUCCUGGUUUGAGACUGCACUACAACUCUCAAGACCAAGGUUCAAAUGUAUUGUCGAAGGCUUUCAUGGCUGGAAUCACUGGGUUGUUGUAGGUUUUUUCGGGCUAUAUGGCCAUGUUCUAGAGGCAUUCUCUCCUGACGUUU
Molecule: messenger RNA, 1871 nt
Organism: Anolis sagrei ordinatus
Lineage: Eukaryota; Metazoa; Chordata; Lepidosauria; Squamata; Anolidae
Source: RefSeq, a predicted model, not a curated record